Messenger RNA from Phyllopteryx taeniolatus (common seadragon), 9534 nucleotides. It is a transcript of the gene atad1a, whose product is annotated as ATPase family AAA domain containing 1a. Lineage: Eukaryota; Metazoa; Chordata; Actinopteri; Syngnathiformes; Syngnathidae. Bases 102 to 1244 code for a protein of 380 amino acids. The record is from RefSeq and is a predicted model, not a curated record. The transcript is spliced from 10 exons. Gene Ontology annotation, cellular component: mitochondrial outer membrane. Gene Ontology annotation, molecular function: ATP hydrolysis activity; ATP binding.
GUUUCUACCCGAUUUAACAUGCGCGAUGCACCGGAGGUACCGGUGUGUUUACAUCGUCUAAUCUUGUUUGUAAACCAAUGGACUGACAUCAGACAGCUGAGAUGCUGAACGAUCUUCCCCGAGAGGCUCUACUGCGGCCGUUAACCAGGACUGAGGUGGUGGGCUUACUGUUGAGGCUGACUAUCUUUGGAGCAGCCACCUACUACAGCAUAAAAUGGGUUGUAGAAGCUAUGGACCCUACUGCAAAACAGAAAAGCCAAGCCAAGAAAAGGGCGGAACACCUAAUGAAAAGGAUUGGUGUUGAGGGGGUCAAACUUACUGAGUAUGAGAUGAACAUCGCAUCACAACUAGUGGAUCCACAAACAAUGAAGGUGUCCUGGAGAGAUAUAGCAGGUCUUGAUGAGAUAAUCAAUGAACUACAAGACACAGUCAUUCUCCCCUUUCAGAAAAGACACCUUUUGGCUGGAUCCAAACUGUUUCAGCCACCUAAAGGUGUUUUAUUGUUUGGUCCUCCUGGGUGUGGGAAGACCAUGAUUGCUAAGGCAACAGCCAAAGCUUCUGGCUGCAAGUUUAUCAACCUGCAGGCAUCUACACUGACCGAUAUGUGGUAUGGCGAAUCACAAAAGCUGACAGCUGCUGUCUUUUCAUUGGCGGUCAAACUCCAGCCGUGCAUCAUAUUUAUUGAUGAAAUUGAGUCAUUUCUCAGGAACCGCUCCAGCCUUGAUCAUGAGGCCACUGCCAUGAUGAAGGCUCAGUUUAUGAGCCUGUGGGACGGCCUGGAAACUUCCUCAGCCACUCAGGUGAUGGUCAUGGGGGCAACUAACCGACCACAAGAUGUAGAUCCUGCUAUCCUACGCAGAAUGCCAACCACAUUUCAUGUUGGCCUUCCUGACACAAAACAAAGACAUGACAUCUUGCGGUUGAUAUUAGCAGAUGAAAAUCUGAGCAGCACUAUUAAUCUGAAGGAGAUAGCUGAGAAGACAGAAGGCUACUCUGGCAGUGACCUGCGGGAACUUUGCCGCGACGCCGCCAUGUAUAGAGUUCGGGACUACGUCCGCAAGGAACAGAUGAGGCAGAUCGCUCAGCAGCUCGGAGAGGUCCAGGAGAAGGAAAAACCCGUGGAUGAGGAGAGAUUGCGUCCAAUCACCCAGCUCGACCUCCUGUUUGGCCUGGACAAGAUGAGGGAGUCCAAACGGGGUACGGCGAUUGAGUUACCCUCUGUGUCUGAGGUUCCGCUGGACUGAAUAUCUUUUAAGCUUAUGGGAUUUUUUGUUGUUAGUGAUGUCCAACAGGUGCACUUUUUUUUUUUUUUUUAAAUCUGUCUCUUGUAAAAGGAGCAAGAGGCAGCACUAGGUUUGUGUUUCUUUCUCUUUUGAGUUGUGCAGUAAAAUCUGCUAUCCGAGGCAUGCGCAAACAUUUGUCACUGCUCUGGCUAUCUAUGGCCCAAGUAGACCGUAAUAGAGCAUGUUUACUUAAACCUAAGACACACAAGCAGUAGAUCAAAUUAAGUAUAACAAUAGUAGCAGAAGGGGAUAAUGUGUUAUGGUAAAAUGUACUUGCUAAAUCAUCAUGCUGUUUUUCAGAAGAGACCCUCCAUGUAGGCUGUUAUUGCAGAAAAAUAAAUUCUUCACACCAACAUUCAAUCAUAAGAGCUCAAUGCAGAGAACAUGAUGACCAUUGAUGCAUAUGAAUGAGCCGGCUGGUUUCUAAAUAGUGAUUCAUGGCAAGAACUAAAAGCCACUACGCAUUAUCUCUGAUCUGCCAGUGCAAUGAUUUUAUAUAAAUUAUCCUGCAUGAACAACAUUGAUGACAAGCGGUAUCGAGGAUCGAUGACUAGAGGGAUGCAUAUCCUCGGUGAGAGACGGACAGUGUUAGACAAGACACUAUAUGUUGCUCUACAAUAGAAAUACAAAUAAGCGUGGGAGUUUGUCAUUCCAGAAUGGGCCCCACUCAGAAGAUAGACUUAUACUAAUAAGGUGGCAUCUGAGACAAGGGGAUUUUAAUAUCACUUUUAAGUCAGAAGGUGUUUUAAAGGUGCACAACUUUUAAAUGUCACAUUGAAUGCUGUGUUUCCUCCGGGUCCAAAAAUCAUAUUUCUAACUUAUAACAUUGAUUGUCCACACUUUGCGUUUCCCUUAUGUUCCCAUAAUUAUAUGUAUCUUUUAUCCAUAGUUGUUUCAUCAGUAAAGCAUUAUGUUAAUCGUUUAUCUAUUAAUUCUAGACAGCUCACUAUCACUUUGCAAAAAAGAAAAAAAAGGGCAAAAUAACUGUUAUACAUACAGUACUUCGACCAAACAAAUGCACCACAGUGUGUUUGUUUGUUAGUCCUAACCAGUGCUAUAAGCUAUAGACACAAAUGUGUGUUGAUUAAAAACAGCAUCACCAUGUCAUACUAUAGAUAAUUAUAUAUAAAAUCACUACACUUAAUCAUAUAAAUAAAUAGUUAUACAUAUAAACAUACAUUGGUCAUUUUCAAAUUUGAUCAAUCACGGUAAAGAUAUAAGAAUAUUCUAAUUUAACAAUUUUUUUUUUUUGCCGGUGUUAUAUGGGUAAAUGUCUUCGGUGCUGAAACAGCCACACUUAAAGUUCUAUUUUCAAAAGGUGAUUGACAAUUUACAUUUUUAGGCAUUCAUAGUAAAGGCAAUCCUUACUGACAGAGCAAAAGGUGGUGACCCACUGAAAUACACUUCUUGGAUAACGGUAAAGUCUUCCUGUAAAAAGCUUCAUAAAAAUAGUGUGAGGCAAUUUACGUCUUACCCUUCAAGCCCUCUGAAUACAAGUGCAUAAAUUAUCCUAAAUACUCAUUAAACCCAGUGCACUUUUGUCUGAGUACAAUUUGAAUAACGGUAAACACAUGCAAUAGUUCUGACACUUUAAAAAAUUCAUACAUACGUAUUAGAGUUUGGACUCGCCAUAUAAAUCCCAAACCGCUCUUCACAUUGAUGGUAACGAAUAACCGAAUCACAAUCGAAUUGUUACUCCUUGUACUAUUCUGAAAUAAGGACAUGUCAUUGUCCAACAAAUGAAAAAUAUAAUGAUUAUUUGAAAACUAUCUAUAGCUCCUGGUUAAAUCCUGAUCGCAGAUUUUGUCACAACACCAGAAAGGGAGUGCGCUGAUGCAUAUUUGCUGGCGCAUUUUAGCAACCGCUUCUCUCUCCGGAAAAAGAAACUGUCAAAAUGCUUAUUUUUAAUUUAAAAUGGCUUAACGUUAAUCAGGAUCUCUCACCGGAUUGUGGCCGUGGUCGGUUUUGUGCUGUCUUGGUGCCGUAAAAUGCGUAAAUCCAUGCUGGCUGGCAACAUCCGCUUCUACUAAGCCAGCUAGUUAGCUUAGCUGCUCGUUAGCGGUAGCUAGCUAGCUCUCCCCAAUCAUCUGCCAAGAUGUGUUGAAUGACUCUUGCAUAACUUUAUUCAUUUCAUUUGCCGUGGUCGCAGUUUGUCAAGAACAUCCGUGCAGUUCCUCAAGACAAUAGGACACCUCGUUCCACGGAGAUUAUCGUCUCGGAGAAGAAUACUGCUCUCCGUGAGACUACUUAUCUACGUGAACCGUUGCUACAACUCCACAUAUGUGCAGGCCUAGUUAGUCAAAAUGGUGGCAGUAGUAAACAAAAGCAUUGCAGCUCUUAUCAGAAUAAAAUAUGUGCUUUGAUUUAUUUUUAUUUUGUUUUCAUAAGAAUGUGAAAAUGAUGAUUCGGAAAAAAAUUUUUUUUGAAGGAGAUCGCGAGUGAAUCCUAAUUGGCACUCAUUCGGUCAUAGUACUAAUAUUCAUUCAUGUCUCAGAAAUAGCACCAUUUAUUUUGCUGUCUUCUAUUGGGUUAAUGCAAAAUGGGUGCCUCAUUCAUCCUGGCACUUGAGCUCACAAAUCGCUCUGAUGUAUUGCAGCAACAUAACGAGGCUCUCUCCAGUGGCUUUAAAAGUAAAGACAGCUUGAGUGACGAAGAAGGACCAUUUGUAAAAUAACCAGAAAAAGGAACUCUGAAGACAGUUAGGUUUCAUGGAAAAGGCAUAUUAAGCAAUGGAGAAAAAUCCUAUAUAUCCCACAAUGUAAUUAGCGUCUUCAGAAAACGUUGAAAAUCACGAAACUUAAUUUUGGACACCUAACAGUGAAGAGAUUUUAGCAUUCAAAGUUUGAAACUGUUUAUCCAUCCAUCCAUCCAUUUUCUGAGCCGCUUCUCUUCACUAGAGUCGCGAGCGUGCUGGAGCCUAUCCCAGCUGUCAUCAGGCAGGAGGCGGGGUACACCCUGAACUGGUUGCCAGCCAAUCGCAGGGCACAUAGAAACAAACAACCAUUCGCGCUCACAGUCAUGCCUACAGGCAAUUUAGAGUCUCCAAUUAAUGCAUGUUUUUGGGAUGUGGGAGGAAACCGGAGUGCCCGGAGAAAACCCACGCAGGCACGGGAAGAACAUGCAAACUCCACACAGGCGGGGCCAGGGAUUGAACCCAGGUCCUCAGAACUGUGAGGCUGACGCUCUAAUGAAACUGUUUACUUUCGAAUAUUUUUUUCUGAGAAACGAUAACCUUUUGGUGGAUAACAACUGCCAAUAAUUCAAAUACUCAUAUCAGUAAAAUUAAUUGAUUUUCAAAAGGUUAAUUCAGCGGGUCAUGUCUUUACCGUUAUUGAUCAAACGAUAGUGAUCUAAUUAGUGUUGGGUGGCAGCUCAGCACUCUGCUUUAUCUUUGGAUUUUGAAGGGAAAUGUUAGGGGUUUAAAUGCAGCGCUAUUUAAGAAAUUUGGAAUAUUCAUUUUUAUGUUGAAUACACCUAUUCAGUCAUCAUAAUGUAUCAUGUCAUGUUUUUGCAUGCAUUUACAAACAUUUAUGAAUUUUCAUGAGCAUGUGUGUCUCUAAGCAAGCAACUGGGGGCGCUAAAGCUGAAGUUCUUCUCACCAAGGCAGGUUGACAUUUUGGUGUAGCUGUUUUUUGUUUGUUAAAUGUCUCCUCUAGCAUUAAGGUGCCAAUGAGUCCAAUAUGUAUUUUUGCUUCUGGAUUCAUUUAUUUAAAGUUAGGUAUCUCUGUGGCUACAUUGGAAUACCACGCAUGACAGUUAAAUGCCAAAAUGUUACCAUUCACCAGGAACAGUGUCAGUGCAAGUACAAACCUCACUUCCAGUGCAGUUGUGUAAAAUGUAAAUAAAAACAGAAUACAAUGAUCUGCAAAUCCUUUUCAGCCUACAUUCAAUUGAAUACACAAAGAUAAGAUAUUUUAAUCUUCAAACUAAUGAAUGUUACUGUUUUUUUUUUUAUUUUUUUGGGCAAAUAUUUAGUCCUUUUGAAUUUCAUUCCUACAACACUUUCCAGAAAAGCUGGGACAGAGACAUGUUUACUAUUGUGUUACAUUACAUUUCCUUUUAACACCACUCAAUAAGUGUUUGGGAACUGAGGACACUAAUUGUUGAAGCUUUGUAGGAGGAAUUCUUUCCCAUACUUGCUUGAUGUACAAUUUCAGUUGCUCAACAGUCCGAAGUCUUUGUUGUCGUAUUUUGCCUGUCAUAAUGUACCACACAUUUUCAAUGGGAGACAAGUCUGGACUGCUGGCAGGCCCGUCUACUACUUGCAAGGGUUAUAAUAGUUUUGGAUUUUCCAUUAUAGCUAGUUUUUAUUUUGUUUUGACUUUUCUUUUUCAAAUUCAGUUAGUUUUUAUUUGUUUUUAGAGCAGGUUUGUUCGUUUAAAUUUUUUCGAAAAUGCUUCGUUUUAGUUUUUAUUAGUUUCAGUAUUAGUUUUUUUUAUUCAGGGUAUUUGUCAAGUGUGAGAUGAGGAAAAAAAAGAUCACAAUGAGUAUUGUGUAAUUAAAACUCAACAACAAAUACCAUUUAAAAAAAUGUAUUAACUUUCUAACAGAUGACCAACCGCCCACAAAUCAAAUACAGGUACUGCAUAACAGUCCACAGAAUUUGAAGUGCAAUAAAUGCAGUGCAUAAUUGUCACGAUAUGUAAUCGUAUGGUAUAGGACUGGAUCCAAAAGCAGACGGAGGGAGUCGAAGAGAGUGCUUUAUUUUGAGGUAAUUUAGGGUUAUAUUUCCAAUGCGUGAUGGAGAUCCGUGGGAGCAAGGAACGGGCAUUAGGCGGGAGCAUGAGCGGGUGGAAGAGCUGGACGGUGUAGUUGGAGCGGGCAACGUAGCGGGAGACAUGGGAGGAACACUUGAAGCGGAGAGGAACGAGAGAGAGAGAGAGGCAAGACACGGCACAGAGCACCACCCAAGCUCCAAAAAAGGAACCGCAGGUCACAGAUCAUGACACAUAAUACUGCUGCUAAGAUUAGGUUAGAUACAUCAUAACGUACAGUAAAACCAUUCAUGACACACAUGGUGUAGUAUGGGCUUUUUAAAAAUGUGUUUAUGUUUAGCUUUAAAAAAAAAAUCCUUAUGUGCAUGUUUUCCUUCUCUUGUUGCUAAAUUGCAAACUUCUGAUGGGUAGAUACGUUUUUUUUUUUUAAACAUUCUCAUUUUUAUUUUGUUUACAAAAAUGUUUUUUCAAUUUUAGUUUUAGUUAUUUUGUUCGUUUUCAUUUACUACUGGAUACACUUUCAAGAGGUUUACCUCUUUGUGGACAAGUGCGUGAGAAAAUAGUUGAACAGUUACUUUAAGGACAAUGUUCCUCCAUGUACAAUUGCAAGGAAUUUAGGGAUUUCAUCAUCUAUGGUCCAUAAUAUCAUCAAAAGGUUAAGAGAAUCUGGAGAAAUCACUGCAUGUAAGCAGCAAGGCCGAAAACCAACAUUGAAUGCCUGUAACCUUCAAUCCCUCAAGUGGCACUGCAUCAAAAACCAACAUCAAUGUGUAAAGGAUAUCACCACAUGGGCUCAGGAACACUUCAGAAAACCAAUGUCAGUAAAUACAGUUCGGCGCUACAUCUGUAAGUGCAACUUGAAACUCGGCUAUGUAAAGCAAAAGCCAUUUAUCAACAACACCCAGAAACGCCGCUGGCUUCUCUGGGCCCGAGCUCAUCUAAGAUGGACUGAUGCAAAGUGGAAAAGUGUGCUGUGGUCUGACGAGUCCACAUUUCAAAUUUUUGGGGAAAUUGUGGACGACGUGUCCUCCGGGCCAAAGAGGAAAAGAACCAUCCGGACUGUUAUGGACGCAAAGUUCAAAAGCCAGCAUCUGGGAUGGUAUGUGGCUUAGUGCCAAUGGCAUGGGUAACUUACACAUCUGUGAAGGCACCAUUAAUGCUGAAAAGUACAUACAGGUUUUGGAGAAACAUAUGCUGCCAUCCAAGCAACGUCUUUUUCAUGGACGCCCCUGCUUAUUUCAGCAAGACAAUGCCAAAGAGUGUAGUAAAAGAGUGUGGGUACUAGACUGGCCUACCUGCAGUCCAGACCUGUCUCCCAUUGUAAAUGUUUAAUCAGUUUAUUUGAAAGGGGACAAUGCAAUUUCAUAAAACACAUGAAAUACACAUGGUUACAAAAGCCAGAAUUAGCCAGAAGGCUAGUUUCCAUCUGUAGUCCCCUGGCCAUGAUGUAAAAAAGCCGUAAAAUACAUCUACAAGACAAUAUAAUACAGGAUACAUAACCAAAGACUUACUGUACUAUUAAGAGAGAAUAAAACCACAAAUCAUUUGAUCAUAACAAAAAAAAAAAAAAAAAAAAAACAUCAUGACAUACUUGUCUUUUAGUGUUGGCAGCUAUAGGUCUGUGCUCAGUAUGAAGUGUAAAAUACGACAAUGGAGACCCCGGACUGUUGAACAGCUGAAGCUGUACAUCAACAAGAAUGGGGAAGAAUUCCACCUACAAAGCUUCAACAAUUAAUGUCCUCAGUUCCCAAACGUUUAUUGAAUGUUGUUAAAAGAAAAGGUGAUGUAACACAGUGGUAAACAUGACCCUGUCCCAGCUUUUUUGGAACGUGUUGCAGCCAUAAAAUUCGAAGUUAAUGAUUGUUUGCUAAAAACAAUAUACCUUUAACAUGAUGUGCAAAUGAUUUGUUUAACACAACGUCCCAACUUCAUUGGAAUUGGGGUUGUACAUUUAAAAUCUAAUGAAUUGACAAAGACGAAAAUUAAGGACAUUUUCGCGAUAAUUAUAGUUUGUUAGUUUUGCAAAUGUAAAAUGUUGUUUGAGUUAGUUAUUUUUUGAAAACAUUCUCGUUUUUGUCAUUUACGAAAAUGUUUUUUUCACUUUUUAGUUUCAGUUUUGUUCAUUUUCGUUUACUAUAAUAACCUUGGUACUCACACUCUUUUACGACUAAGCCACGCUGUUGUAACAGAUGCAGAAUGUGGCUUGGCAUUGUCUUGCUAAAAUAAGCAGGGACGUCCCUGAUAAUGACAUUGCUUGGAUGGCAGCUUAUGUUGCUCCAAAACCUGUAUGUACCUUCCAGCUUUAAUGGUGCCUUCACAGAUGUGCAAGUUACCCAUGCGAGGGACGCUAACACACCCCUUUACUAUGAUGGAUUCUGGCUUUUGAACUUUGCUCUGAUAACAAUAUGGAGGACAUGAUGUCUAUGAUUUUCAAAAACGAUUUGAAAUGUGGACUCGUCAUACAACAGCAAACUUUUCCUCUUUGCAUCAGUCCAUCGCAGAUGAGCUUGGACCCAGAGAAGCUGGCAGCGUUGUUGGGUGUUGUUGCUGUAUGGCUUUCGCUUUGGAUGGUUUUAACUUGCAUUUGUAGAUAUAGCGACGAACUACAGUAUGUUAACUGACAAUGGUGUUCUGAAGUGUCCCUGAGCCCAUGUAGCAAUAUCCUUGACACAAUGAUGCCGUUUUUUAAUGCAUUGCCACCGGAGGGAUCUAAGAUCAUGCUCAUUCAGUGUUGGUUUUCCCCCUUGCUGCUUAUGUGCAGAGAUUUCUCCAGAUUCUCUCAAUCUUGUGAUGACACAUAGGACCAUAGAUGAUGAAAUCCCUAAAUUCCUUUCAAUUGUACGAAAUAUUGUUUUUAAACUGUCGAUUAGUUCACGCAGUUCUCCACAAUGUGGUUGACCUUGCCCUAUCCUUGCUCGUGAACAACUGAGCCUUUCGGGAUGCUCCUUUUAUACCCAAUCAUGAGAGUCAAGUGUCCAAUAAACCUGUUCAAAUGUGGAAUGUUCCACAUUUGGAGCAUUCCUCAAAUUUCCCAGUCUUUUUUUGCCCCAGUCCCAAGCUUUUUUGGAAAGUGUUGCAGGAAUCAUAUUUAAAAUGAGUGAGUAUUUGCAAAAAAAAAAAACUUUUAACGUUCAUCAGUUUGAACAUCAAAUAGCAUGUUUGUAGUGUAUUUAAUUGAAUAUACUGUGGGUUGAAAAGGAUUUGCAAGUAUGUGUAUUCUGUUUUUAUUGAGGUUUUACACAGCAUUCCAACUUCAUUGGAAUUGGGGUUUGUAUUUGAGAAAUGCCUCAUAAUGUGGGUUGAUCAUUUAAGUUAUUUCUUUGAACGCAAUACAUUGUCUUCUUGGACAGAUCGUGUUUAUGAAUUUGACCACAAACUGUAUAAUGUAUAUAUUGAUUACAUCGUUCAAAGAAGAAAUUAAAUGUAACCUCAGUCAUUGCUUUGUGAAUAUGUCAAAGCCCCAUUGUAAUUGAGUAAACAAUGUACAAAAAUAAAUGGUCUGAUUAUUAUCAUUUAUCAAAUUGGAUCAUCCUAAA